AGUGGAUUCCGUUGGGAAGAAGUCUAUCAUCGCCAGGCGGUUCCCUGGGGAUCUCUCUCGGUUGUACGUGUAGGUUAGCGGUGUCACCUCUGGGAUGACUCCUCCAAGCCUCCACGCCUCUGUGGAUUUAAAUUAGCCUGGAAUAUGAGCAGAAGAAGAAGAUAAGCGGCGGCGGCUGGCUUCCUGCGGGAUUUUAUCCAGGCUCUUUUUUUUGUUGUUUUUCCGUGGACAUGCCUGGUCUAUGGAGCAAAGCUGAGCGAAGCUAGCUGGCCGACAGUCCGGCUAGCGCAACAUUUCCAGGCUUUUGGAUGAUUGUUUAGCUGAAGAGCUGAUUUAUUUUGGAUCAGCACUACCUCCCCUGCCUGGGUAAGGAGUCAGCAUGGGGGAGCCCAGCCUGGACGACUCCAAUGUCAAGGUGGCUGUUCGUGUACGGCCCAUGAACAGGAGAGAAAAGGAACUAAACACUAAAUGUGUUGUGGAGAUGGUGAAGAACCAGACCAUCCUCCAUCCUGGCGGAGCUAACCUGGGCAAAGGAGACCCCAGGAACCAGUCCAAGGUCUUUGCCUAUGAUUACUGUUUCUGGUCCAUGGAUGAGACAGAUAAGGAGAAAUUUGCCGGUCAGGAGGUGGUCUUCCAGUGCCUUGGGGAAAGUCUUCUCCACAAUGCCUUCCAGGGCUACAAUGCCUGUAUCUUUGCCUAUGGACAAACUGGUUCGGGGAAGUCGUACACCAUGAUGGGUUCAGGGGACCAGCCAGGUCUGAUUCCUCGGCUCUGCAGUGCUUUGUUUGAUCGAACCCAGAGUCACGAACGGGAGGAGGAGAGCUUCACUGUUGAGGUGUCCUACAUGGAGAUCUACAACGAGAAGGUCCGAGAUCUGCUCGACCCCAAAGGGGGUAGACAAACUCUGAGGGUGAGGGAACAUAAAGUUCUGGGUCCCUACGUAGAUGGCCUGUCUCGACUAGCUGUGGCCAGCUACAAGGACAUUGAGUCUUUGAUGUCAGAGGGGAAUAAGUCUCGGACUGUCGCUGCUACCAACAUGAAUGAGGAGAGCAGUCGAUCACACGCCGUCUUCAACAUCAUCCUCACACACACACUGAAAGACUUGCAGUCUGGGACAAGCGGGGAGAAGGUGAGUCGAUUGAGUCUGGUAGAUUUGGCCGGGAGUGAGCGAGCAGCAAAGACUGGAGCAGCAGGGGAACGACUCAAGGAGGGAAGCAACAUCAACAAGUCUCUCACCACCCUGGGCCUGGUGAUCUCGGCGCUAGCUGAACAGGGAACAGCCAAGAACAAAAACAAGUUUGUUCCUUACAGAGACUCUGUUCUGACAUGGCUACUGAAGGACUGUCUGGGUGGCAACAGUCGCACAGCGAUGGUUGCAACUGUGAGUCCAGCAGCAGACAACUAUGAGGAGACGCUAUCGACACUGCGCUAUGCAGACCGAGCAAAGAACAUUGUUAACCAUGCUGUCGUGAACGAAGAUCCCAAUGCUCGCAUUAUCAGGGAACUCCGAGAGGAAGUAGAGAAACUAAGAGAACAACUGACUCAGGCAGAGUCUUUAAAGGCUCCAGAGCUGAAAGACCGUCUGGAAGAGUCAGAAAAGUUGAUUCAAGAGAUGACGAUCACCUGGGAGGAGAAGCUUCGUAAAACUGAGGAGAUUGCACAGGAGCGUCAGAAGCAGUUAGAGAGUCUGGGUAUUUCUCUUCAGUCUUCAGGGAUUAAAGUUGGAGAUGAUAAGAGUUUUCUUGUCAACCUUAACGCCGAUCCUGCUCUCAAUGAACUGCUGGUGUACUAUCUGAAGGAACACACAAAGGUGGGCUCUGCAGACUCUCAGGACAUCCAGCUGUGCGGGAUGGGUAUCCAGGCAGAGCACUGUGUCAUCGACAUCACUGCAGAUAGUGCAGUCAUCCUCACCCCCUACCGCAAUGCUCGGACAUGUGUUAAUGGAUCUCCAGUGACCAGUGCUCUGCAGCUUCACCAUGGCGACCGCAUCUUCUGGGGAAACAACCACUUCUUCAGGAUCAACCUGCCUAAGCGGCGCUCUCGGGGAGCUGAGGAAGAGGAUGGUGAGGGUGGCGUGAUGAAGAACAGUGGCAGCAGUGAGCAGCUGGAUGCAGAUGGUGACACAGCCAGUGAAGUGUCCAGUGAGGUCAGCUUCUCCUAUGAGUUUGCCCAGACAGAGGUCAUGAUGAAGGCUCUGGGCAACAAUGACCCCAUGCAAGCAGUGCUGCAGUCUCUGGAGAGGCAGCAUGAAGAGGAGAAGCGCUCCGCUCUGGAGCGACAGAGACAAAUGUACGAGCAGGAACUCCAGCAGCUCCGCAAGAAGCUGAACCCGGACCGUCUGUCCACCAGUCCCUCCGGAGGGCCUGCAUCGGGCCAGCAAGGUCCGGGACAGCAGUCUCACUACCGCAGCCUGGAGAGACUCAGUAUUGGAGGAAUGAGCCAGUCAACUAGUGCUCAGAGCAGAUUGAGGCAGUGGAAUGAGGACAGGGAGGCGGUGUUGGUUAGGAGUUUGCGGCGGUUGAGGGAGCAGAUUGUGAGGGCAAACCUCUUGGUGCAAGAAGCCUGUUUCAUCUCUGAUGAACUGGAGCGACACACAGAGUACAGAGUCACUCUGCAGAUCCCAUCAGACAACCUCAACGCAAAUCGCAAGAGGGAUGCAGUGCUCAGUGAACCAGCGAUUCAGGUUCGACGGCGGUGUCGAGGGAAGCAGAUCUGGAGUCUAGAGAAGAUGGAGAAUCGUCUGGUUGACAUGAGAGAGCUGUACCAAGAGUGGCAGGACUACAACCUCCAUCAUCAUGACAACCCUGUGAUGCGCUCAUAUUUCCGACGAGCAGAUCCGUUCUUUGACGAGCAGGAAAACCACAGUCUGAUUGGCGUUGCAAAUGUCUUCCUUUCCUGUCUGUUCUAUGACGUCAAGCUGCAGUACGCUGUUCCCAUCAUCAACCAGAAGGGAGAGGUGGCAGGGCGUCUUCAUGUGGAGGUGGUGAGGGUUGGAGGGGCAUUAGAGGACAACAUGGCUGGAGGAGAUGAACCUGACAACAACCAAGACACUGAAGUCCAGGAUCGCAAACUGGUCUGCAUGAUUAAGAUUCUGCAGGCAACUGGUCUUCCCCAAUUCCUGUCCAACUUCGUCUUCUGUCAGUAUUCAUUCUGGGACCAGCCUGAGCCCUUCAUCGUGGCUCCCGAAGUGGACCCAUCGUCCUCGUCACCCAGCACUAAGGACCCACACUGCAUGGUGGUGUUUGACAGCUGCAAGGAGGUGGCAGUGUCAGUAACAGAGGAUUUCAUCGAAUACCUGACUGAAGGGGCAGUUGCCAUUGAGGUGUAUGGACACAGACAGGCUGAUGCAGGGAGAAACCCUGCCCUGUGGGACCUUAGCAUCAUUCAGGCCAAGACACGCACACUAAGAGACAGGUGGAGUGAGGUAACGCGUCGCCUAGAGCUGUGGAUUCAAAUCCUUGAGAUAAACGAGAAUGGAGACUUUGUCCCAGUGGAAGUGGUUCCUGGCAGAGAUGUGCGGACUGGAGGAGUCUUCCAGCUUCGGCAGGGUCAAUCGAGGCGACUCCAGGUGGAUGUGCGUUCAGUUCAGGACUCAGGCACCAUGCCUCUUAUUGCAGAAAUAGUGCUUGCAGUGUCAGUGGGUUGUGUGGAGAUUAGAAACACCACAUCAAACCAGGAAGGAGAUGAGAUGGACAGUUAUCAGGAAAGAGACCUCGAACGUUUACGGCGACAGUGGUUAGCUGCUCUCACAAAGAGACAAGAAUACCUCGACCAGCACCUGCAGAGCCUGGUCAGCAAAGCAGAAAAAACAGAGGAUGAUGUGGAGAGGGAGGCCCAGCUGCUGGAGUGGCGUUUGACUCUGACAGAGGAAAGAAACGCUGUUAUGGUGCCCUCUGCUGGCUGCGGCAUUCCUGGAGCACCUGCUGAAUGGGUUCCUCUGCCAGGCAUGGAGACUCAUAUUCCUGUCCUCUUCCUGAACCUCAAACCUGAUGACCUCAGCUCUCAAGACCAGUUUGAGGUUCCUGAGGCUGGAGGUUGGGACGCCAUCCUGAGUGGAGAGGAUGAAGACGACUUCUUUGACCUACAAAUCGUCAAACACUACGAUGGAGAGGUGAAAGCAGAGGCAUCAUGGGAUUCUACCGUACACGAGUGUCCCCAGCUUAGUCGUGGGGGAGUAUGGCCGGAGCAGCGGGUAUACCUGACGAUUCGAGUUGUGGUUCAGCUCAGCCACCCUGCCGACAUGCAGCUGGUCCUGAGAAAGAGGAUCUGCGUUAACGUUAAUCCAGGCCGCCAGGGUUUUGCACACAACUUUCUGAGAAGGAUGUCCACCCGCAGCACCAUACCUGGCUGUGGGGUCACUUUCGAAGUGGUCUCUAACAUCCCUGGGGAUGCCCCUGGUUCAGAGGACAGGGAGAUGCUUGCCAACCUCGCUGCCAGCGCACACAACAGCCAGUCAGGUGAUGACGAGGCUGCAAUUGAAAAAUACCUCCGCAGUGUCCUCAGUCUGGAGAACAUCCUGACUCUGGAUAGACUCAGACAGGAGGUGGCAGUGAAGGAGCAGCUGACAGGCAGAGGGAAGAGCAACAGACGGAGCAUAAGAUCUCCUUCUGUCCACAGGCUGUCUGGAAGUAGACAAGACCUGUCCACAAGCUGCCUGGAUGAUAAGGGUCGAUGGGAGAGUCAGCAGGAUAUCUUCAUGCCAUCUCAGUUUCACCGCACCCUCCCCCGGCCCGCCUCUUCCCCUUCCACCUACUCCACCUCCCCUUCUUCAUCCUCUUCUCCCUUCGGGAUGACAUCCCCACAGAACCAGGAACCAGAGCAAGGUCGUUCAGGACUUGCUGCCUCUUAUCUUUCAGUUAAGGCGCUGGUUCCUCAGAUGCCCAAACUGCUUAAGUCUCUGUUUCCGGUGCGAGAUGACAAGAAGGAGCUUAGACCUUCGCCACACAACCAGCAGCAGCAUGUCCCUCGCAUUGUGACAUCAGGAGGGGACGACAAUCGAGUCAAGGCUGAGACGACUGCUACUCUACGGCCCCCAACCAAAGACAAACGGGCAGAGUUCCCAGAAGUCCCUCCUCUUCCUGUGCAUGACACGCAUGACAUCACCCCCCUCAGCCCCCUCAGCCAGUCAUCAAGCGGCUACUUCUCCAGUAGUGUUUCUACAGUUACCCUGUCUGACGUUCUCCAACCCUCCUCCUCGUCUUCCUCCCUCCUGGCCGCUGAGACUACGUUACCCACAAACCCCCGGCAGCAGGGUGCUGACAGGAAUGAUGUUGUAACCUCUCCUUCUCAGUGUGGCGCCAAGAUGGCCGCCGUCGCUCCACCCACUGCCCACAGCUCAGCCAAUCACAACAACGUCACUACGGAAAACUCCUUCUCUGAACACAAGCUGGUCAACUCAGGAGGAGGUGGAGGAGGUAGAGGAGGUGAAGGCUUUGAGAGGCUGGAGAUCUUUGUGGAUGAUGAGGAGCGCAGCCAUGAUGGAGUACUGCCUGAGUGGCUGACAGAAGGGGCGUAUGUUACAGUAGGAAGCAAUAAAGCCGGGACAGUGCGCUACGUGGGAGUGACACAGUUUGCUGAUGGCGUGUGGGUGGGGGUGGAGCUGGACACCCCUGUAGGUAAAAAUGAUGGCUCAGUUGGAGGUCAUCGAUAUUUCAACUGUAAACCAGGGUAUGGGGUGCUGGUUCGCCCAGACAGGCUGUCCUUCCGCGAACGGACCAGCCGGCGCACAGGAGACUUCACCGCUCCAGCCCAUGUGCCUGUCUUACGAGGAGAAGCCAUUGUUGCCCGCCGGGGGGAGAACCGCAAGUCCUGGAGCAGUUGAGACAGGGGAAAGUAGGAGCUGGACAGGAAAGAUGAACUCCCCACAGUCCUGCUCCUCCUCCUCUCUUCCUCUCCUCCCAGCUAUGCAACAGGCUCACACAUAAGAAGUGACAUACUGCCUACCCCUCAUAUAGUUUGAAACUACACUCACUACAUCCGUUCACAAGUGGUGGAUGGAAGUAGAAUAAAGACAAUACAGAGACCAUUCAGAGCGAAUGCAAGUAAGUUAAUGAAAGACUAUGCAGAGUAUGUAGAAGUCCGUGGAAGGACUAUUUAUCAUGUGGGAAGAUGCUAAAUGAACGGCGGUCAAUGGGAAGACUGCUGAGAGAGAAUGGAAGUCAGUGCAGACUUUAUCGUAUUUGAAGUGUCGAAGCUCUGCGGGGGCGUGGAUUGGACGCAGCAGACUGGAUGAUUUGCCUCAGAGAUGCUUUCUGAGCUGAUAUACAGGGAUGCAAACGAGUCACAUUUUAGACAGGAGUCACUUUUGAUCCCAGUUUACAUCUGAGAGUAUGUUUCAAACUUGGAGGGGCAUUUGAGAGCGCAGGAAAUAACACUUCUAGAAUGAAAAACCUUCAUCUUUUCCAGUUGGAUGCUGGCUACUAUUAUUAUUUGCCUUUUUUUUCUGCUAUUCACCAUUGAUAAUUAUUAGUUAUUACAGUACAAGUAGCUACUGCAAAAGAUUAAAAUAUACUGUAUGGCCAUUCUGAUUUAUAACCAUAGAAUGGUGUCUCUGGCAUUUUUUACCCCUCCUACAUGUCUCACUAUAAUAUGUUCAUUGUGUAUGAGGAAAAAUGGAUCAAAUUUGAUUUUUAGACACAAGCUCAAAGCGUGUCAGUCAUACUAUGUUUGCAUCCCUGGAUAUGAUGCCUCUACCUGGUAGUCUUGAGACUCUAUGUCCCAGAAUCCCCUGCUCCGGCUGCCACUCCCCUGAACUCUCUGCGUCUACAAACUGACACUCUGACUCUCUGUUAGAGACUCGUCUUCUCUUCCUGGACUUCCUUUCUUUGGAAGACAGAUCCUCCCAGAAUGUGCCUUCACCAUGGCUUGGUUUGCAUUUGUUUUUCUGUGUAUUUAAUUUCUGUUAGCUGUGUUUGUGUUAAAGAGAAUGCCUUGUGCUAAGUGUGAGGUGAUCUCAGGGACUGCAGAGGGGAAAGGACAAGGAGGGGGGUGUGUGUGUGUGUGUGUGUGUGUGUGUGUGUGUGUGUGUGUGUAUAUGAGUGUGUGUCUGUAAAUGUUGUACAGUGUUGCCCUGUGUGCACAAAAAAGUUCAUAUUGUCGUAGCCGUGUAGAUGUUGAAGAUUAUAUGUGUAAAGCAGGAAAAGUUGUGUCCUUAUUGGACAAAGCCACUAUGGGAGCAAAUUGUUUGUACUGGGAGGCUUUUAAAGUCGAUUUUGCACUGGAGACGUUGGAUAAGAAGCAUCUGUAUGUUAGCAGAACAUGUCUGUGGUCAUGGUGCAGUGAGACAGAGAGGUAGACAAAGGUAAACAGAUUCCUCCAACCAUCUAGUAAUGUGCAAAAGGUUGUUGAUGACCUUACAUUAGAGUAUAUUUUCCAUCUGAAAGUCUGUUCUUGGAGCUAAUUAGCUGGAUUUCCUUUGUGACUGACAUUUGGACACCAGGAGGUGCUGUUCAGAGUCGUGCUCUGUGUUGGUGGGAAUAGGCAUGUGUAUGUGUUAAGGAAAGGAAAGUGAGACGGACACGCAGAAGCUCUGCUGGUUAUUUCACGCUUGAGAAAAGAAGUAAUUUGCUUCUAUGCAUUUGAUCUGUUUUAAAAGAAGCUAGUUUUUAUCUUUUAUUUUUAAAUAACUGCCACAACUGGGAGAUCAAGCUGUGUGUUUUGGGAAAGUAUUAAACACGAAAGCAGUUCUGACUGAUGGAACAUUCCUGGCAUGUCUGUCGAGGAAAAUGCAUGUGGCGGACUUUAAUGGACAUCGCAUUCCAGAGGGACUUUAACAUAUUAUAGUGACCUUAUUCUUUGUGUAUUUAUUUAUGGAAAAGCAUUGACAGUACAUAUGUGUACCAUCUGUUGAUGAGGAAUAUAGACAGAAUACACAUGUGUCCCCAAUAUGUUUCUGUAAGUUAAAGGGGCACUCCGCUGAUUUAACACACAGUCAGUUUACUUGUCAUAAGGAGUGCUACUCAGUGGAAAUAUUUGUGUCCUCUCUUCAGGGGAAGCUGUAGUCUGGGAACCUGUCGAAUCUGCCGAUGUAUCUGUUCACCCUCCCAAUCAAACGACGACCUGGCCCUUGUCAGGCCAAUAACAACCAUUUAUCUAAUAUGGGGCGGGUUUCAGACAACUGGCAGAGCCUUGGUGCUUUACUCAUAAUGCAUAAUGACAGUGUUUUUUGCUAAUGUCCCCUCAUGUCAGGGAAACUAUGGUUAGCAUAAACCUGGCGUAGUACAAAGGACCUUUGAGGCAUUUUUAGAUAGCAUCCAAAAUGGCUGCUGCUGAUCUGGAACUUCUAUUGAAGUACUAUUUUCAAAUUCUUGACUAGUCCCAGCAACACUCGUUCACAGGUAUAUUGAUGCUACAUCGUCACAGCCACAUCACAAGUUUCACUGCUCUGAUUAGUUGUGCGUCUAUCCAGUUGCGUUCAGAGGCAUUUUGGUCUAUGGGUCAGGUUGUGAUAGCCUGGAAAUACAGACCCAAAUCUAGAAAGAUUUAGGGUCUGGCCAUGAGUAAUGAAAAUGGCCCAACUCGAGGGGCGGUACCAAGCA
Molecule: messenger RNA, 8537 nt
Organism: Epinephelus lanceolatus (giant grouper)
Lineage: Eukaryota; Metazoa; Chordata; Actinopteri; Perciformes; Serranidae
Gene: kif13ba
Product: kinesin family member 13Ba
Biological process (GO): microtubule-based movement
Molecular function (GO): microtubule motor activity; microtubule binding; ATP binding
Source: RefSeq, a predicted model, not a curated record